AAACCAAAAAAAAAAAAAUCAAAAACAGGGCCAAACCGAAAUCCCCACAUCUCUUUGUGAACUUUCCUGUGUCUUAUGGCAUUGCAAUGGUUUAAACCUUGAUAAUUAUGUUUUCCUUGACUGUUUGACCAAUUAGUUGAUUUAUUAUAGGUGAAGAGCACCUGUAUAAUAGCAUGUAGCAAAUGUGCAGAAAGCACUUGUUUCUGUAGAAUGUUGAGGGUCACAGGUACACCACCUACUAGUCAUUUGUUAAUAUGGUUUAUCAUUUGUUGAAAAUAUUUUCUUUUCCUCCCUCCUUCCCUUCCUCUCUCCAUCUCUCCCUUCCUUCCUUCUGACCUCCUCUUCUUUUAUUUCUUCCUUUCCUUUGGAAACUGAAAUCCUACUCAUCCUGCUCAUCCUGAAAUAUUUUUUCAGAUAUUUCCCCUCCUCUCAAAUUUUCUUAUUGCUCAGAGUCAUCUGAAUUCCUCUGAGUCCCAGUCCUGCCACACACAAGGAAGAUAACUCAGACCUUUCUUUAGAUCUCUGGGCCCCGUGUGUAUUGGAGCAGAUGUGGAUUGUUUUAUCCCUUAGAUCUAAAAUUCCUUCUAACUUUUUGUAGUUAAUUCUAAGGCAGAGACAAAGGGAAUGGGUGAGUCUCCCAUAGGCCAAUAGACAUGGAUUUGUCAAUAUCAUGAAAUGUUGCCUAUAAUGAAUGACAGAAUGUAGGUUUUCUAGAUUAUAUAAUAUUAAAGAUUUCAUGCUCAAUUUUUUACCUGAAGAAAUAAAGAAGCCGAGAUAGUCUGUCUGGUGUCUAUUUCAUGUUCUUUCUCUUUAAUUGUCUAGCUGAUGUGUCAACAACAUGGGACUAGGAAAUCAAACAAAUGCUUUAGAAUUUAUACUCCUGGGAUUUUUCCAAGACUCAGAGCAUCAACUGAUGUUAUUUGGAUUGUUCCUAUCCAUGUUUAUAGUCACCUUCCUUGGGAAUUUGUUCAUCAUCAUAGCCAUUGUCUCGGAUUCCUAUCUUCAUACGCCCAUGUACUUCUUUCUCUUAAAUCUGUCUUUUGCUGACAUUGGUUUCAUCUCUACAACCGUCCCAAAGAUGCUGGUGAACAUUCAGAAACAGAGAAGAUCCAUUACCUAUGCAGGCUGCAUCACCCAGAUGUAUUUUUUUAUGGUUUUUGGAGGCAUGGAUACCUUACUUCUCACUGUGAUGGCUUAUGACCGGUUUGUAGCCAUCUGUCAUCCCCUACACUAUCCAGUCAUCAUGAACUCCCAUCUGUGUGGCCUCCUGGUUGUUACAUCCUGGUUAAUCAGCUUGUCAUAUUCUCUGAUCCAGAGUCUGUUGAUGCUGCGUCUAUCCUUCUGUACCAACUGGGAAAUUCGACACUUUUACUGUGAACUUGCUCAGGCUCUCAUGCUAGCUUGUUCAGACACACUGAUCAAUCACAUAAUACUCUACAUGGUGACUGGCCUUCUUGGAUUUGUUCCCUUUUCAGGGAUCCUUUUCUCUUAUACCCGGAUUGUCUCUUCCAUCCUGAGAAUUCCAUCAACAUAUGGAAAAUAUAAAGCUUUUUCUACCUGUGGGUCUCAUCUAUCUGUGGUUUCUUUAUUCUAUGUGACAGGUCUUGGUGUAUACCUCAGUUCUGAAGCAUCAUCAUCUUCCUGGAAGGGCAUGAUGGCCUCCGUGAUGUAUACUGUGGUGACCCCCAUGCUGAACCCCUUCAUCUAUAGCUUGAGAAACACAGAUAUUAAGAGGGCCCUGAAAAAACUUCUUGGCAGAACAUUUUAUGUUCAGUGACAAGAAUACUGGUCCUGGGCUCUUGAGCUGGCAAAAGUACCAGCAAAAGAAAUUCUGCGUCAAGAAAUUCUGAAUCUAAAUUAUAUAGGCUUUCACCCCUCACAACUCUGUUUCUCUGUCUUUAAUCAAAAUAUCCCUGUGAGUACUUUGUCUGAAACUUUUAUGGUGAUCACUCUGUUACCCUCAGUUGUAUUCCCUACCUCUCCUCCUUUUACAUUUUACAUCACUACAUCUCAACUUGAUGUUUGCAUUCCUAUAGGUCUAUACAACCAUUCAAAUAUCAACUCAGAGACUCUUGGAUAAAACAUUAAAUAGUUCAUUUUUUACCAACAA
This is a messenger RNA of Ictidomys tridecemlineatus (thirteen-lined ground squirrel), 2110 nucleotides long. The record is from RefSeq and is a predicted model, not a curated record. Lineage: Eukaryota; Metazoa; Chordata; Mammalia; Rodentia; Sciuridae.